GAUCAACAAGUCGCAGAAAUGCAGUUACCUGCUGCCGGCUGGCGGACUAUACCUCGCUUCACUGCCGUUUUGGGCUGCUUUUAAUCUUCAGGAGAUGCUCAUGAAAACCAACAGACGCGCACCGAAGGGAUUUUAGUGUUCCAAAUGCACUGCUCUGCUCGGUUAUGACGUCACUGGCGGCAACGUAUUCCCUCUUGGCUUCUUGAACAUCGAAGGACAACCACGCAAGCUGCAGCAAGAACACAAAGCAGGUCAUUUUUUUCCUUGAAGAGAAAAGCUUGCAGCCUGCACUAUCCAAACCACUUGAGAGUUGACGUGAGUACGGCAGCACUGCCCACGCAGGUGCCCCCCACGACCACAUCGAUCCUCCCUAUGGACCUGCGGAUGGUUGACCACCAUCACCAACAGACCCCCUAUGGUUUACUCCCCCAGCCACACCCUGUGCCACCCACCUCCACCGUGUGCCCCACAUCGAAUGAACCGGGCAAUGGGCCAGUCAUUAGCCACCAAGAGCAGCAGCUGCAGCAGGAGCUGGUGGCCCUUAAACACAAGCAGCAGCUCCAGAGACAGCUACUUAUUGCUGAGUUUCAGAGGCAACAUGAACAGCUGUCCAGACAACAUGAAGCCCAGCUACAUGAUCAUAUCCAACAGCAACAGGAUUUGAUGACGCUGAAACAUCAGCAGGAGCUGUUGGAGCAUCAGAGGAAGGUGGAGCAGCAGCGCAAUGAGCAGCAGUUGGAGAAACAGCACCGGGAGCACAAGCUACUGCAGCUCAAAAACAAGGAGCGGGGCCAAGAAAGUGCGGUGGCAAGCACCGAGGUAAAGAUGCGACUUCAAGAGUUUGUCCUGAACAAGAAGAAAGCCCUGGCUCAGCGAAACUUAAACCACUGUCUGCCCAAUGAUCCACGUUACUGGUACGGGAAAACCCAACACAGUUCUCUGGAUCAAAGCUCCCCUCCCCAAGCGGUGAUGUCAGCAUAUCACCAUGCGGUGCUGGGUGCAUACGACUCCAGAGACGACUUCCCACUACGCAAAACAGCCUCGGAACCCAACUUGAAGCUUCGCUCGCGAUUAAAACAGAAAGUGACGGAGCGGCGGAGCAGCCCUCUCCUCCGUAGGAAAGACGGCCCUGUCCCCACCGCGAAGAAACGUUCCCUUGACAUCGCCGAUUCUGCAUGCAGCAGCGCCCCCGGUUCAGGUCCCAGCUCCCCCAACAACAGCUCCGGUAACAUCCCCCAUGAGAAUGGGGUUCCCAUUUCCAGCAGUCCAGGAGAGACGUCCUUGCUUCAGCGUCUAGUUUCGAGGGACGGUUCCGUAAGCCAUCUCUCACUUUACACGUCCCCUUCGCUGCCCAACAUUACACUGGGACUUCCAGCGACAUGCCCGGGAAACACUGCAAUAUCAGGACAUCAAGAUACUGAGAGCCGCCUGGCGCUGCCCGCCGCCUUACAGAAGGGCAUUCCUUUGACUCCCCCUUUCCUGCCGGCUACCCACUUGCCAGCCUACUUGGCAUCUUCAGGUCUGGACAGAGAGGGGGCAGCAAGCGGCGCAGCUGGCCAUGCCCCCCUCCUGCAACACAUGGUGCGGUUGGAGCAGAGCCACAGUCCAAUGGCAGUCGGCUUAAACGGCCUUCCACUCCCGUCGCCUUCUAUCUCCAAGCUGGCGCGGGGCCACCACCCUCUGGGUCGAACCCAGUCAGCGCCCCUGCCGCAGCAGCAGUGCGCACAGGCACAGGCCCUGCAGCAGCUGGUAGUCCAGCAGCAGCACCAGCAGUUUCUGGAAAAGCACAAGCAACAGUUUCAGCAUCAGCAGCACAUUAUCAACAAGAUCAUGUCAAGCGAGCAGAACUCAGCCGCCUGCUCGCCUCCAUCCGUGUCGUCGAGGCAACACCAGAGUCACCCCGAGGAGACGGAAGAGGAGCUCAGGGAGCACCAGGCACUCUCGUCCUCUUCUUCCUCACUAUCUUCCUCUCCGUCCUCCUCCUCUGUGGCCAUCAAGCAGGAGCCUCUCGACCCUCAUGAACAGGAGGACAGGCAGACUGAGCAGGAGAUGCUCUUCCGACAGCAGGCCCUGCUGUUGGAGCAACAGCGUAUUCAGCAGUUGCGGAGUUACCGGGCAUCGAUGGAGGCGGCCGGUUUGUCAGUCAGCUUGGCUGCCCACCGUCCGCUCUCCAGGGCGCAGUCGUCUCCCGCCUCAUCCUCCUUCCCUAUGAUGGUGCCCGAGCCUGUGGUCAAGCCUCGAUUCACUACAGGCCUCGUGUACGAUUCAUUGAUGCAAAAGCACCAGUGUAUGUGCGGCAACACAAACAUCCACCCAGAGCACGCAGGUCGCAUCCAGAGCAUCUGGUCACGUCUCCAGGAGACAGGCCUCAGGGGACACUGCGAGUGCAUCCGGGGAAGGAAAGCCACCCUUGAGGAACUUCAGACAGUCCACUCUGAAGCUCACGUUCUACUGUAUGGCACCAACCCUCUGCGGCAGAAGCUGGACUGCUCCAUUAGUCCUAUGUUUGUGAGAUUACCCUGCGGAGGCAUUGGGGUGGACAGCGACACCAUUUGGAACGAAGUCCAUUCAUCCAGCGCGGCUCGGUUGGCUGUUGGCUCAGUGGUGGAGCUUGUCUUCAAAGUUGCGUCGGGAGAACUGAAGAACGGUUUUGCAGUUGUGCGACCACCUGGCCACCAUGCGGAGGAAAGCACUCCCAUGGGAUUCUGUUACUUCAACUCGGUGGCUAUUGCAGCCAAACUUCUGCAGCAGAGGCUCAAUGUCAGCAAGAUCCUCAUUGUGGACUGGGAUGUUCACCACGGCAAUGGGACGCAACAGGCCUUCUACGCUGACCCCAGCGUUCUUUACCUGUCUCUGCAUCGCUAUGACGACGGCAACUUUUUCCCUGGAAGUGGAGCCCCCGAUGAGGUUGGCAGCGGCCCUGGUACCGGUUUCAAUGUGAACAUGGCUUUCACUGGAGGACUUGACCCACCCAUGGGUGAUGCGGAGUACUUGGCCGCAUUCCGGACGGUGGUGAUGCCAAUAGCCAAUGAGUUUGCACCAGACGUGGUUCUGGUAUCUUCUGGCUUCGACCCAGUGGAUGGACACGCUCCACCUCUGGGUGGAUACACACUUACUGGCAAAUGUUUCGGCUACCUGACAAGGCAGCUGAUGGGUCUGGCAGGCGGUCGGCUGGUGCUCGCCCUAGAGGGAGGCCAUGACCUCACAGCCAUAUGUGAUGCAUCUGAAGCCUGCGUCUCAGCUCUGCUAGGCAACGAGUUGGAGCCUAUUCCAGAUGAGGUACUGCAUCAGAGACCGAACGCCAACGCCAUCCACUCGAUGGAGAAAGUUCUCGAAGCACACAGUAAAUAUUGGCGCUCGCUACAACGCUCUGCCUCCACGCUCGGCUGCUCUUUGAGUGAAGCCCGAAGACGAGACACUGAUGAAGCCGAGACGGUCUCAGCGAUGGCGUCGUUGUCCGUCGCUAACAAGCAUGUUGGAAAAAAGGCUGAAGUAGAACCGAUGGAAGAGGACGCGCCAAUGUAAGGAGGACAAAUUGCCUUUUGUUUCACUUUUGUGUGUUGCCCUCACAUCAUGACGCUUCUCAAUACCACUCCUCCCCCACUUCCUGUCUGUUCAUGGACACGCAGAGAGGGAUCGUAAAAAGCAUGAUGACGUUAAUCUACCUUGCAACGUCCCAGGUGACGUAAAGCUCAACUUGUGGAAGACGCCAUCGUUGCGCAACCUUUAGUGCCAGUACUUUUCCAACACUCAUCUCGUGAUCUCAUGUACAUUUUUGAAUGGACAUUCGGACAGACACCAUACUGCUUUUUAGAGUCCUUUUAUUUUUUUUCUUGUUAACUUUUUCAUGGCAUCACACGGAGGAUGCUAAGAAUGUGACUGCACUAAGGAUGGAACAUUCCUGCUUUUUUUUUUUUGUGUUGAAUUAUCGGAAAGAAUGAAACAAAGAGAUCAAUUUGAUGACAUUUUUCCAAUGUGGUCUGCAGGUGUUCUCUUUCCAAACUGAUUGACAGUGGAAGAAAACAAAAUCUGCUUUUGUGCCUUUUUUUGUUAGUGUAAAAAAAAUAAAAGAUAUUUUUUGGGAUACUUAACUCAUGGGAUGCCAUUUGAUGGCGAUAAAUGACCCAUCCGUUUUGACUGGUAGGACUCCUCUUCUAGUUAAGAUGGAUGGUGUCAAUGGUGGCCCAUGAUUUUAAGAGCCAUGCCUUGAACCAGGCUCAAUAAAAGGGCACCUUUUCAACCCAAUUCUACAAAACUUGGCCAGACAUCCAAUGAGUGCUUGUUAGUAGCCUUGCUGAUGUCAAAUUUCCGCCAGCAAAACUUCUAGCUCUGCUUUUACUUGUUUUUCCUCCUCUCAUCAAUUUGAGAAACGCCCACUGGAGUUGCCAGGAGGUCAUUGAAAGUAGUGAACACUGUAAAAAAAAAAAAAGUCCCUGUGUUCCACAUUAUUACAAAUUAAGGAAAAUACGGUGGUAUGAAAAAGUAUGUGAUCCUUUUGGAAUUUCUCACAUUUCUGCAUAAAAUCAACAUCACAUGUGAUCUGACCUUUGUCAAAAUGACACAGAUGAAAAAACAGUGUCUGCUUUAAUUAAAACCACUCAAACAUUUAUAGGUUUUCAUAUUUUAAUGAUGAUAGUAUGCAAAUAAUGACAGAAGGGGUAAAAAUAAGUAAGUGAACCAUCACAUUUAAUAUUUUGUGGCCUCCACUUUGGCAGCAAUAACUUUAACCAGACACUUCCUGUAGUUCAUCUAUCAAGACUAAAAUCUUGGCCCAUUCUUCUCUAUAAAGCUGCUGUACUUCAGUCAGAUUCCUGGGAUGUCUGGAAUGAAUCUCUGUCUUUAGGUCAUGCCACAGCAUCUCAAUUGGGUUUAAGUCUGGACUUCGACUUGGCCACUCCAGAAUGUGUAUUUUGUACUUCUGAAACCAUUCUGAACUUGAUUUACUUCUGUUUUGGCUCAUUGUCUUGUUGCAGCAUCCAUCCUCUUUUAGCUUCAAUUGACAGACGGCCUCAGGUUUUCCUGCAAAACAGUCUGAUAAACUUUUGAAUUCAGUCUUCCAUUAAUGAUUGAAGUUGUCCGGGCUUCUGUGUGGUGUCCAACUGCCUUUUUGCGAACAUUAAACGAGCAACCAUGUUUUUUUUUAGACAGCAGUGGCUUCUUCUGUGGAGUCCUCCAACGAACACCAUUAUUGGCCAUAGUUUUACAUAUUGUUGAUGUGUGCAUAGAAAUAUUGGACUGUGCCAGUGAUUUCUGUAAGUCUUUAGCAGACACUCUAUGGUUCUUUUUACAUCUAAGUAUUCUGCACUGAACUCUUGCCGUCUUCUUUGGUGGACGGCCACUCCUUGGGAGAGAAGCAAAAGUGCUGAACUCUCUCCAUUUGUAGACGGCUCUUUUGACCAAGCCAUGAUGCACAUCAGACAAUGCUUCUCAUCAAGAAAUUUCUUAUCAGGUGUGUGUUUUAUAGUGGGAAGGGCAGCUUUAAACCACUCAUCAGUGAUUGGGCGCAGACCUGACUUAAAAUGUUUGGGAAAAAAUUGGUUUCAAUUGGUCUUUAAGUCUCCUUAGGCACAGAGUUCACUUACUUAUUUUUCCUCCUUCUAUCAUCGUUUGCAUGCUAUCCUCACUAAAAUAUGAACACGUAUAAAUGUUUGGGUGGUUUUAGUUAAAGAAGACACUCUAUUUUCAUCUAUGUGAUUAUGACAAAGAUCAGAUCACAUUUGAUGGUGAUUUUAUGCUAAAAUGUGAGAAAUUCCAAAAUGUUCAGAUACUUUGUCAGACCACUGUAUAUAGUUGGAAUGGGUGGGGGGGGGUUAUCCCUUGACCUCAACCCUACUGAAAACGUGUAUAAAGCAGUAUUUUAUUUUAAAUGACUGACUUAAUAUAAUGCAAAAAAAAUACUUCUAUUAAUUAUAUAAAAUACGUACAGUCAUAUUAAUUAAUCAUAUUAUAUAUAAUCGUAUUAAUCAUCUUUCAAUUUUUUUGUGAGGGGGGUGGCUUAAAAAGAUAAAUGGUGAUUUCAAUUCCUUAUUUUUAAAACGAGACUUUUUUUUUCAAGGGAACAGUGAAUGCACCAACAUAAAUAAAUUAUGAUUCAUAACGUGUCAGAAUUUUUUUUUUUUUUCGAAGUAAAGUCAGAUGUUUGUGAAUGUAAAAUGACGAUAAUGCAAUUUUAUUUUUUUACUGAAAGUAAACUGUACUUUAUAUAUAUAUAUAUAUUGACAAAAAAUUAGUUGGUUGUGGUCUUUCGUCAUAUCCAUAUUAUUAUAGAAGAUAAUACAAUAUUUGAUUAUCCCCAAAAUGCAUUCCCAGUAAAUUGUAUGGACACUUUAGGAAAAUGAGCAAAAAAUCACAUUUAAGCACUUCUUAGCAGGAAAGUUAAUAUAUUUGAAAAGCUCACUAUAAAAAGUGAAUCUCAUAAAGAUUAAUUAAAAAUAAUUUUUAAAAUAUCAAUUUCCACCUCCUAUUUGUAUUAAAAACAUUUUAUAAUUCCUUCAGAUUGUGAUUGUGCUUAGUCCUCACCCUAAAAAUAGAAUUUUGAACUUUCACCUAGCGUGAAGUGAAUGUAUGACUUCAAAAUUAAACGAUUGAAAGAAAUAAACUAGACUUCAAUUAUUUUUUCAAAAUCAAAUGAUGUGGAACACAGUGCACUUCCAACACUUACUAAGACGAAUAUUUCAACAAAACGGCGUCCCAGUAAAUGUUUGAACAUGUGAGGUUGGAACGUGUCGUUAUGACAACCACGAUAUACCACCUGGGAGGUUCCAGAGGGGCAGCUGCUUUAACAUCUGCGCCCCAAAUGUCUGCUUUUGGUGAAUGUGGCAGGUGUGUGUUCAUUCAAUGCACUCAACACAUGUUGUUGGGGUUUUUUUUCAAUUAUUUUUUUCUUUUUGUCCUCAAUUGCCAUUUUUUCUUAUGUAGUGAAACAAACUUAUAUGGUUGUGCCUUGAGAUAUGAAUUGAGUCUGUUGGGUGACCAUGGCUGUAAAUCAAAGCAAAUUAAAUCAAUGGAAAUUCCCUAAACCAGUUAGUUGCAGGAUCAAAAAGAAAUCAACUAGGACUGCAACUAACGAUUAUUUUUAUGAUCAAUUAAUUGGAUGAAUGUCACUUUUUUCAAUUACCUUUACAAUUUAACUUGAAGUUGUUUUAGGCAUAUUGUAACUAUGAUGAAGACAAAAUGGAUGACUAUUUCCUUUAAAGAUAAUAUUUCAUUACAGCGUCCUGACUUAACUGUAGUCUACAACUGUACUGUUUUAAGUUUAUAAAACAUGUUAAAGUUUUUAAUUUAAGUUCUGAGUACAAAACCAAAAAAAAAAUUCUCAGUACACAAAUCAGGAAAAAAAAAGACCUGUUCAUUCAAUUAAAAAAAAAAGUUCUGCAAAGCACUGAUAAUAAAUUGUGCCAACUCAUUUAUUUUCUUUUAAUAAACUAAACAACUUCAAAUAAGGAGGAGGCAGACUGGCAUGAAUCAGUUUUCUUUAUGAAACAGUUGUUCUUAAAUACAAUCCAAAUCGAAUUUCAAAGCACGCUCUAUUACACAGUUUGAAAGGGAGUUUUUGAAAGGAGACUAAGCUGUUACACGAUUGGGUUUAUAAAAACGAAAUGAGACAACUUGACAAUCUAACAAUAACUCAAGUGCUAAUAUGUUUCUCCAAAACACAAUACAAAUGGACACUAAGACAAUGAUUAGCAUGAUCGCUAAGUUGCUUAGCGCUCCGUGCUAAGUAGCAACAUCUCAUCAACAAAGAAUACAAACAAUAUAAACAAACAAUACAAUUGGAUUCAUUUACUUACCUCUGACGGAGGUACACCGGAUCUAACACAAGAUACAAUCUAACUCGCAACCAGUGUUGUUAAUAACGACGUUAGAAUAUAACGGCGUUACUAACGACGUUAUUUUUUUUUCAGUAGUGAGUAAUCUGAUUAAUUACUUUUCUCAUCUUGGCAACGCCGUUACCGUUACUGAGGCAGGAAAGGCGUGCGUUACUAUGCGUUGCUAUGUUGGUUGAAUGACGCGAAAAAAGUCUGAGAGAGACGGACUAACGGAGACGAGAGAGCAGGUGUGGUGAGGAGGCAAGGGAGUUGUGACGGCGUUGCAAACGCGAUGCUACUAUGCUAGGUGGCUCCAAUAAUACCUGACUGUAGCCGAUAGCCUACAAACUACGCCCACAUGAUGCUACGGUAGAUAUCACAUAAUAUAGAACUAGAUGCAAAUGACAGACACGGCAGCAUUAGCAACGUGUAUAAAGAACUAUAUGCGUUAAUAAACAGCCGCCAUCUUAAAACAGUAGACCUCUCAGGAAGGCUCUGGUGUAGAGAAACUUCCUAGCGAACCUAAGUGUUUUUAUCUAAAAUGCUCCUAAAUCGGCAAAAUCUUGACUUAAAUCUAUCUUUAAAUGAUGACAGUUUUAAAACUUACACAUAUAGAAACUAGACAGAAGGCAACUAAUGCAAUAACGGGAGCCAUUUUAACAACUUUAACGGUUGAUUCACAACAUUAAAUGACUUCCACACAUAGCAAAGGUUACUAUCUAGUUAUCGCAAUAUCCGCAAUGCCCCUGUGUCUAGUUAAGUUAAGGGUAAAGAAUUGGGCUAGGGCCAAUUGUCCCAAAAACCCUUUUAACUUCCCAUUGUGUGACCUGUUUUUUGAGGAAAAAAAAAACAUGAAAAUGAUCACCAGUUACUUUACCAAGUAACUGAUUACUCUUACAUUCAGGUAACUGAGUUACUAACGCAAUUACUUUUUUGGAGAAGUAAUUUGUAACUGUAAUUAAUUACUUCUUUAAAGUAAGAUUAACAGCACUGCUCGCAACACUUCGUAAUAAUAUUGAUUCAGCAACCCAACAGCAGCAGCAGUUGCAGUAGUGAACUCUCUCUCUUGCACUAAUCACUGGUGUGCGCAGCCUCACAUUAGACACAAACAAGACCAAAAUGGACCAUAGCUCCCGUCAAAAAUCAAUUAUCAAAUUCGUUGGCAGCUACUGUAAUUUAUUAAUCGAUUUAAUGGAUUAGUUUUUGCAGCCUCAAAGUUAGCACUAAGCUCACAUAUUUUAUCUUGUCAUUUUAAUUGUCUUAGGCUACGUUAAGAGCACAGGUCCUGAUGCACAAAUCCAAUUUUUUUGCCAUAUUCAAUGUUUUGUGUGACUCAGGUUUUAAUCAAAUAAAUAGCCUGAAAAAUGUAACGAAUGCAUAGAAACAAACAAUAAGAAUAAGUAAAGUGAGUAAAGUGACACGCAUGCGCAGAUGUAGAAAAAUAUGUCACAAGGCAGCAGCAGAAGCAUGCUAAACAAAACAGCAAAGCCUAUUUGACAUUAAGGCCUCUGAUUUCACUGUCCAGAGAUUUAUCAAACUUGAAUGGAACUGAAAAAACUGUAGUUGGAUUGCAGCUUGCUCGUAGCAAUACUACGACUAAUCUCGUACUCCUUUUUUAAAAUGUAUUAAUUUGGCCCUAAUACUCUGUCGUAUCAAAGUGCAUCAUUAGUUGUUUUUUUUCCUGUGCUUCAUUAGUGAUACGUGACAAUUAUUUAUCUACUAGUGCUGUCAAAAUUAUCGUGUUAACGGGCGGUAAUUAAUUUUUUAAAUUAAUCACGUUGAAAUAUUUGACGCAAUUAACGCACAUGCCCUGCUCAAACAGAUUAAAAUGACAGCACAGUGUCAUGUCCACUUGUUACUUGUGUUUUUGGUGUUUUUUCACCCUCUGCUGGCGCUUGGGUGCGACUGAUUUUAUGGGUUUCAGCACAUUAGCAUUGUGUAAUUAUUGACAUCAACAAUGGCGAGCUACUAGUUUAUUUUUUGAUUGAAAAUUUUACAAAUUUUAUUAAAACGAAAACAUUAAGAGGGGUUUUAAUAUAAAAUUUUUAUAACUUGUACUAACAUUUAUCUUUUAAGAACUACAAGUCUUUCUAUCCAUGGAUCACUUUAACAGAAUGUUAAUGUUAAUGCCAUCUUGUUGAUUAAUUGUUAUAAUAAACAAAUACAGUACUUAUGUACAGUAUGUUGAAUGUACAGGAUAUAUCCGUCCUGUGUCUUAUCUUUCCAUUUCAUCAAUACUUUACAGAAAAAUAUGGCAUAUUUUAUAGAUGGAUUGAAUUGCGAUUAAUUACGAUUAAUUAAUUUUUAAGCUGUGAUUAACUCGAUUAAAAAGUUUAAUCGUUUGACAGCCCUAACUCUGCUGUGAGCACCUGUCCCCAGCUGUUAUGCGUUCAGGCUUCAUGUACACCCAGUGAACGUGUGUUCUCUACUGCAGGAGACACUAUCUGUCUAGAACGCUCAGGCUUACUGCCUGAGAAGGCAAAUAUGAUUAGUUUCCUUAACAAAAAUUGUUUAUGAUUUUAUACUGUACCCGUUGCUAAUCUGGACUGGAUUUUACAAGUUGUGUUUUUGUUUGUUUGUUUGAUAUUCUGCUUUAGGGUAGCCCAUUAGUGGGAGCGCAAUAACAUGUAAAAAUGCCUGCAGCAUAAGACACUCUAAAACAUAGGCAAAAGAAUAUGUGUAAAUGUUUUCUCUGAAAGCUUUUGAAAAAUAAACAUCUUUGUGAGAGUGCAUUCAUGUGGAAAGAAACAUCAUCAUAUUCAAGUUCAAAGACUGAUAUUUCCAUACAAGCUAAAAAUGGCUCUGAGAGAAAUUCAUAGCAAAGUUCAUUGAAAGUUCAUAUAAUUAAAAAAAAAAUAAUGGAGAAGUUAAGAAAUUAAUAUUAAUUACGGAAUUUUUUUUACCCUGCCUACUAAAAGAAUCGGAAUCGAGAAUCGUUUGGAACCGGAAUCGAGCCGUGGAAUCGGAACCGUUCAAAUUCAAACGAUGCCCAACCCUGCUCAUAUCUCAAGGCACAAGUGUGGUUCAGUACAUAAUUUAAACAAAUAUUUCAGUGGUUACUAAGUCUUACAUUUCAGUCAUCAUGAAGUAUGUGAAUUGGUUUUUCCAAUGUCAACACUUGACUCAUAUGAAAGUCAAUUUUAUUAUAAAAGUGGCCUCCAUUCAGUAGAUUGCUCCGUGUUUAAACUCUGGGCAGCUCCAUUCUUCAUUUAAGUGUCACAUUGUUUUAAAAAAAAAAAAAAAAAAAAAUUGCUUAUAUUAUUGGCCGCCACGGAUGACAAUAGAUGUCCAAACUAUUUUGACUGGGAGGGAAAAAUAGAUUGGACCUCUAUCGCUGCCAAUGGCACUGGAACAUGAUCAGCCACUGCCAGUUUUAGAUAUUUGGCAUCCAUAGCUGUCAAUUACAGUGAAUGCCAUUUUCCUGCCACAUGUCUUUUAGGACCGUGUCAUCCUCCCAUUAUUGCAGUGACAUUUUUUGUAUUUUUUAUCAUUUUGUAUAUUUUGUUCAUAUUGCCUUGUGUUACAUUUUUUCCAAGCUGACAAGACUGAUGAGGGUCUGGAAUUGAACUGAGGGGUUUUUGUGUGGGGAAAUGUUUCUACUUUGUAUACAAUUGUGUAUUGUCUGUUCAUAGUAGAGUUCUAUAUAUAUGAAAAAGAAAUGAUUAUAUUCUAUAACGACUAUGUAUACUGUACGUUUCACGUAGUAGGCCCUGGAUGGGGUUGUUAUUGAAGGCGCCGAUUGCUUUCCUCGCUUCCGGUUUGCUGUCGAAUUGCGCUUAUCAUGGCUGCCGUUUGCUCAACGAUGUCACCUUUUUGGACUCGUUCAUUCCGCUUCACGUAGUCGCGCACAUAUUUGUAUUUUUCCAAACUCUCCUUGUCUUUUCCUGUCUGUAGAUUUUGAUUGUAGAAGAACAUGCGUUUUCUAUGGCACCUGUUACAUUUUAGUAAUUGAGGUAACCUGAGACCAAUAUUAAACUUGGAUUUUACAAUUCACAAACUGGACUCUGUGUGCACGUGUGUGUGGUGUGUGUGUGUGUAGUGAUCAGAAAAGAAAGGAUUACCAGAACAUUGCAGUUUAAUAAAAUGGAAAAAUCAUACAACCAGUGUUGUUUUCGCAAUCGAUGACAAUAACGAAAAUAUUUCGUCCACAAACACAAUUUUCAUGAAGAAGACAAGAUGAUAACGCGCUAACAACGUGUUUUGGGAGACUAAAACGUAACAAGACGAAUGCCAGUUUUCGUCUGACGAGACGAGAACGAGACGAAAAUGCGCAAUAGUUUCUGUCACAUGUUCACUCCAGGCGCUCCAGCUUGCACACACGGUAAGAGUUGUUUUCUUUUCUUGGCCAAAGAGAUUAUACAAUGUUGUUUUAACCUUUAAAGGACUGUGCUGAAUGAUCAUCACACACUAAAUGUAACUCAUAGCAUCUUUUCGCGUUCGCAUUAGGCUAAUGUCAACGGCGAGCUUCCUCUUAAACUCUUGGACAAC
This is a messenger RNA of Corythoichthys intestinalis (scribbled pipefish), 12296 nucleotides long. It is a transcript of the gene hdac4, whose product is annotated as histone deacetylase 4. The transcript is spliced from 27 exons. The record is from RefSeq and is a predicted model, not a curated record. Gene Ontology annotation, molecular function: histone deacetylase activity. Lineage: Eukaryota; Metazoa; Chordata; Actinopteri; Syngnathiformes; Syngnathidae. The coding region runs from base 373 to 3525 and encodes 1050 amino acids. Gene Ontology annotation, biological process: negative regulation of transcription by RNA polymerase II.